CUUACCAAAUAGACCUUUGAAAGUUUCCACAUUUUUGUGCUUUAAAUUCUUUGAGGGAAGAAAAGUAUGGCAGGAAUAAUGAGCAAAAAGAUUUCUGCAGCAUCAGCCAGGUCUCAUACUAGAAACACUAAACAGAAGAGUUCAUUUCCUCUUUCUUCAGGGAUGUUUAGGAAAAUUCUCACGGUCCUCUUCGUUGGGUUCUUGGCGUAUGCUUAUCGGGCAAUGCAGCCUCCUCCAACGAAAAUUUGUGGCACCCCUGAUGGCCCUCCUAUCACAGCACCUCGAAUCAAACUAAGUGAUGGGCGACACUUAGCUUACAAAGAGCAUGGCGUACCGAGAGAUCAAGCAAAACAUAAGAUCGUGUUCAUCCACGGAUACGAUUCUAACAGACAUGACGCUGUUGUUGCAACUGGCCUCUCUCCGGAGGUUACUGAAAGCUUGAGAGUAUACAUUGUUUCAAUUGAUAGACCUGGUUAUGGAGAAAGUGAUCCUAAUCCGAAACGAACAGUAAAGAGCUUGGCGUUUGACGUACAGGAACUUGCUGAUCAAUUAGGACUCGGGUCCAAAUUCUAUGUUAUUGGCUUUUCAAUGGGCGGACAAGCCGUUUGGACCUUGCUCAAAUAUAUUCCUCACAGAUUGGCUGGAGCGGCUCUUCUAGCACCGGUUACCAACUACUGGUGGCCUAACUUUCCCGCUAAUUUGUCCAACGACGCGUUGAGCCAUCAGCUUCCUCAGGAUAUAUGGAAUAUUCGCGUUGCUCACUACCUUCCAUGGCUUAUAAACUGGUGGAACACUCAGAAAUUUUUCCCUGCUUGUAGUGCUGCUUCUUACAAUCCCGGUGCUCUUUCUUCUCAGGACUUAGAACUAAUGCCCAAGUUUCGUGCCAGAAGAGACCUUUAUGCUCAAGUGAGACAACAAGGACAACACGAGUCACUCCACCGCGACUUGAUGAUUGGUUUCGGGACAUGGGAAUUCGACCCUAUGGAUUUGGAAAAUCCAUUUCCUAACAACGAAGGUUCAGUUCACUUGUGGCAUGGGGACGAGGAUAAGCUCGUGCCUGUAACUCUACAACGAUAUAUUGCACAACGACAACCAUGGAUCAAAUAUUAUGAAAUUCCGGAUGGUCCUCCCGUCACUGCACCAAGAAUCAAACUUAGUGACGGAAGACACUUGGCUUACAAGGAGGGUGGUGUACCUAAAGAGAAUGCAAAGUAUAAGAUUGUGUAUAUCCAUGGGUACGAUGGUUGCCGGCAUGAUGUUCCAAUUAGCAUCCUCUCUCAAGAUGUUAUUGAAAGUUUUGGAGUGUACAUUGUUUCCUUUGACAGACCUGGUUAUGGAGAAAGUGAUCCUAAUCCGAAACGAACAGUCAAGAGCUUAGCUUUCGAUGUACAGGAGCUUGCCGAUCAAUUAAGUCUUGGAUCCAAAUUCUAUGUUAUGGGAUUUUCAAUGGGCGGACAAGCUGUUUGGACGUGUCUCAGAUACAUUCCUCACAGAUUGGCAGGUGCUGCUCUUAUUGCACCAGUUGUCAACUAUUGGUGGCCUAGUUUACCUGCGAAUAUGUCCCAAGAAGCAUUCAACCUUCGGCUUCCUCAAGAUCAAUGGACACUUCGAGUUGCUCAUUACUUUCCGUGGCUUACCUAUUGGUGGAACAGUCAAAAGUUCUUUCCUGCAUGUAGUGCUUCAAGUCGCAACCCUGCGGUUUUCUCUUCAAAGGACCUAGAGAUAAUUUCCAAGCAAAGUUCGAGCCGUGACUAUCGUGCACAGGUAAGACAACAAGGAGAAUACGAGUCCCUCCACCGAGACUUGAUGAUCGGCUUCGGAACAUGGGAAUUCGAUCCGGUGGAUCUUGAGAACCCGUUCCCUAAAAAUGAAGGCUCUGUUCACUUAUGGCAAGGGGACGAGGACAAACUCUCACCCGUCACACUACAAAGAUAUAUUGUCCAGCAGUUGCCUUGGAUCCAAUAUCAUGAAAUUCCAGGCGCGGGUCACUUGGUUCCAAUGAUUGAUGGAAUCGGAGGCAAAAUCAUCAAGGUGCUUUUAACCGCGUAAACUUAUCAUUCUUAUGGAUGCACGUCGUGAUGUGUCUUAUUUGCCUAUAUAUCUCGUGUUGUUCCUUCAGUUUCAUAUUAUCGAUGUCAAAGUUUUGACUUUAAGAGAAAUAUUUUGUAUUACAGACGUCUUUUGCUCCUUUUGUAAUGAGUGAUAGUGAUGUUAGACAAUUACCUUGGCCUUGUUAUAAAAUAAAGCUAUGAAGUAAAUACACAGAAGAAA
Molecule: messenger RNA, 2271 nt
Organism: Lycium barbarum (goji berry)
Lineage: Eukaryota; Viridiplantae; Streptophyta; Magnoliopsida; Solanales; Solanaceae
Exons: 9
Coding region: 67-2049 (660 amino acids)
Source: RefSeq, a predicted model, not a curated record